UCACAAGUGAGCAGCUUCCCGUUAUCCGCUGGUAUAAAUAGCAGCGGGACGGAGCUGCAGCAGCCUCAGCCGCUCCGGACAGCCAGGACCUGCAGAGAGGUUUUGUUUUUCAUCACCUGCUGCGCCUGUGAGAGUCUGAGAGGAUGCUGAUGAUGAUAAUGAUGAUGAAGAAGAAAGCGCCAAAGUCUCUGGCAGUGGUGGCUCUGUUUCUGGCCUCAGCCAACUGCAUCGUCCCUCCAUCUAAAGAGGACCUCAGCCAGAUCUCAAUCCAGGGAGAGAAGUACUUAGACAAACAAAUUGAGAAUGCCAUCAGUGGGGUGAAGGAGAUGAAGAAUGUGAUGGAGCAAUCCACAGAGGACCACAAGAACUUCCUCAGUGAUCUGGAGAUAACCAAGAAGCAGAAGGAGGAUGCGCUUCUCGCAGCCCAGGAGAUCGAGGCCAAGCUGGAGCAGGAGGAGGAGGUCUGCAACGAGACCAUGAAGGCUCUGUGGGAGGAGUGCAAGCCCUGCCUGAAGAACACCUGCAUCAAAUAUUACUCCCAAACCUGCCACAGUGGCUCUGGACUGGUGGGACGACAGCUGGACGAGGUGCUGAACAGAACCUCUCCAUUCUCCAUCUGGAUCAACGGGGAGAGCAUUGGUAACCUGGAGAGGAAGUCAGAGGAGCAGAGGGAGCAGCUGAAGAACCUGGAGGAAAGAUACUCAGAGGUGGUCGACAACGUAAACAGCAUCUUCAGGGAUAGCAUGAAGGUGUUUGACCACAUGCCCACCUUCCACCUUCCAAUGUUCCCCAUGCCCUUCCGCAUGCCCAGUCUCUGGGGAUCAGGCCCCCGCGUCCACAGGGGCAUCGAGGAUCAGCCAUCCCGCGUGGCUCGCUCGCCCUUCUUCAAUCGCAACUCCCACACCUUCCAGAGCAUAUUCAGCCCCCCCGGCAUGUCCAGUGUCUUUGUGAUGGACAUGAAUGACAUGGACGUGCCCACCUCUGAAGAUGGCAGUGUGAAUGAGGAUGUGAUCACCACCACCAGCAACGGGAUGACCUGCAGGCAGAUCCGCCGCAACUCUGCUGGUUGCAUCAGGUUCCGCGGCGAAUGUCAGAAGUGCAAAGAGAUCCAGCAUAUUGACUGCUCCGGUAAGAAGCCGCUGGAGGGCCCACUGAAAGAGGAGCUGGAGGAGGCGCUGGCCAUGGCCGAUCAUUUCACCAAGGAGUACAACGAACAGAUGAGGAGGUUCGAGGAAAAGAUGUUCAACACCUCCUCCAUCCUGGACUGGUUCAACAAGCAGUUUGGCUGGGUGUCGACCUUGGCCAACAACACCAGGACCGAGGAUGGCCUCUUCAGCAUCCAGACGCUAAUCUGCAAGGAUGACAAAGAGACAGCUGGUGAGGAGCAGACGCCAGGAGAGACCAAUGUGUCCGUGAAGCUCUUUGACACUCCACCCAUGAACUUCACGGUGCCAGGCGACAUCCCCUGGACCGACCCCAAGUUUUCAGAGGUGGUGGCUCAGGAGGCUCUGGACCGUUACAAGGAAACUGCUGUUGUGGUCAAGUAAAGCUGCUGUUGGAUUUGCACCCCAUCCUACACUGUCUGCUGACAAGAGAAUGUUCUGGAUUAAUCCUCCUCUGAGUGAAAACGCACCCGAGUCCCUCACCGUGCCAUGGCAAAGCUUCAACUCCUUUUUCCUGUAGAUUCUGCCUCAGCAUAUGACAAAGUUUCAUCUCAGAGAUUUAUGUUGUCACACUAGCUCUCUGUCCUGCUGUACAGUAACAAAUACGUGUAGAAAUGGGCGUUCCCACGCCUAUACAGCCAAACAGGUCCUUAAUGUGUGGAAGCCAGUUGAGAAGCUGGGCUUCACAAAAAGGACCUUCGCACUAGAAGUGAUCUUUGCUUUACUGCUAAUUUGGAUUAAGUUGGAACUCGUGCUUUUGGGAAACGUAGCAAAAUGUGUUGUCUUCUGUAUUCAGCCUUUGGUACAGCCAUGUAUCAGAAUAACAUUUUCUCCAUCCCAAGUCCAUGGAGCCAGGAUUUAUUUGUUGCAAAGAUGCUUGCACCCAACUCAGAAUUAGUUUCUUCAGGCUGUCAAAGACCUAAAGGACCUCACCUAUCCAUGGAUAUCUACAAUUAUUACAAUUACUAAUCCUUGGUAUGGUAAGAAGAGCUUGCUUAUUUUAGAGGAUAAAGGUUGCUCCAAUUGAAAAGGAUUGUUCCAAUCUAGAUGAAAAAAUGCUGUAGCCAAACGUAAACACUGUUCAGCAUUGCUUUGAGGCCCUCUGUACAACAUCGUAGCAGUGAAGCGAUGCAUAGAGAUUAAUAAAACCUGCUCAAAUCCA
Messenger RNA from Myripristis murdjan (pinecone soldierfish), 2325 nucleotides. It is a transcript of the gene clu, whose product is annotated as clusterin. The coding region runs from base 144 to 1547 and encodes 467 amino acids. Lineage: Eukaryota; Metazoa; Chordata; Actinopteri; Holocentriformes; Holocentridae. Gene Ontology annotation, molecular function: misfolded protein binding. The transcript is spliced from 10 exons. The record is from RefSeq and is a predicted model, not a curated record. Gene Ontology annotation, cellular component: nucleus.